Beta vulgaris subsp. vulgaris (sugar beet) is the source of this 505-nucleotide messenger RNA. Its product is annotated as RHOMBOID-like protein 12, mitochondrial. Lineage: Eukaryota; Viridiplantae; Streptophyta; Magnoliopsida; Caryophyllales; Amaranthaceae. The transcript is spliced from 4 exons. Bases 107 to 472 code for a protein of 121 amino acids. Gene Ontology annotation, cellular component: membrane. The record is from RefSeq and is a predicted model, not a curated record. Gene Ontology annotation, molecular function: serine-type endopeptidase activity.
GCUUCUCUCGCCUUUAUUUGUGUGCAGGAGCUCGAGGUUUGGAGCAUAUUUUUCAGCUGAUAAUGUAGUCUUUGGUUUAAUCUUUGCAAAUGCGGCUGUUUCUAUAAUGUGGCAAGUUCUACCUCAAGACUUUAUGCUUAAAAACUUUACAAUUUCAAUGGACAACCUUCAGUGUGGACGUAUACACACGAUACUAACUUGUGCAUUCAGCCACUUAAGCAUGGGACAUCUUGCAUCUGAUAUGAUCAAUCUCUUCUGCUUUGGCAGUAGUAUUGGGAGGGUGUUUGGACCAGAGUUUCUGCUGAAGCUAUAUGUGUCUGGGGCUAUAGGUGGAUCUGUAUGCUAUAUGUUGCACUAUGCCUAUCUAGUUAGUCCAUUUAAGGAACAAGGAAAUUCAAGCAAAGAAGCAUUAAAAGCUCCACGACUGGUAAGUUUAGUGAGGCACUUUAUAAUGUGCUCUCUUAUGUUUUAAAUCAUUUCCAAUAGUUUUUACAAUGAAUUAAUG